This is a messenger RNA of Monosiga brevicollis MX1, 1305 nucleotides long. RefSeq lists its product as uncharacterized. The coding region runs from base 1 to 1305 and encodes 434 amino acids. The record is from RefSeq and is a predicted model, not a curated record. The transcript has a single exon. NCBI's taxonomy places the organism in Eukaryota, Choanoflagellata, Craspedida, Salpingoecidae.
AUGGCGGUGGUAUGGGUCAUGUGGCUGUGGGCUGUGGGCUGGGUUGUGAGCGGGGUGGUGGGGGAAGAGGCGCAGAUUUUUGUGGACGAGGUGGGCGACUUGCAUUUGGAGGCAGCGUCAACCAACUCGAGUCGGGUGUGGCUUGGAUCGACGGAUCUGGGGCAGGAGCUGGCUACGCUGCGCGCGGCGGUGGACGAGCUGCGAGUGGAGAAUGCGCGGCUGCGCGCGGAACAAGUUGCUUUGCGCCAGGCUGCCCGCAUGACGGGCUCUUGGUGGUUUCGGCACCUCUAUGACCAGGGCAGUAUACCAAUACAUGCCAUUUACGAUGGCAACAUGGGCUUUGCCGUGGCGGCCGCGGGAAACCUCGUGGCGGUGAGCGCUCCCAAAAACAACAUAGCAGCGGCGAAUGCGGGACUUGUGCACGUGUACAGACGUUACCCGGACGGGUCGUUUAGUCUCAUGGUCAACCUGUUCCCACCCAACGCUCAAGUCGGCGAUGAGAUGGGGUUUGCGCUGGCCAUGGAUACACGUGUCUUAAUCGUUGGCGCGCGCACCGAUCGACAGCUUGAGAACAAUGGCGCAUUCUGGGUGUUCGCCAUUUCGAACGACGGAACGAGUCUCGAUUCUAACCCGCUUCAAUUUGUGGAAGGCCCCCUUUCCAUCGGUCUGAACUUUGGUCGGUCUCUCAGCUUGAGCGGUGACCUGUUGGUGGUUGGCGCACGUUGUGAUCCUGAUAACCUGCCCCCGCCCGACUGCCUCUUCCUUUACCAUCGUGGAUCCAGCGGCGACAAUUUUGUAUUCGUCAAGGCACUCUCCGCCUCUGCCUUCCCUUCAAGCCGAACCCUUUUGGUCUCGUUGGCCCUGUCCGGCACCCGACUAGCUGUCGCAACCCUGAGCGAGACACCCGGCAAUUCCCUUGAUGGGGCCGCAUAUAUUUUCCACCUGGACACGACCGUGUUGGCGAAUGCGAGUCUGACCUGGCAGGCCACUCUCUCCAGCGACGAGCCAAACGACCUGUUUGGACGCAGCCUAUGUUUUGUCAACGAGAUUUUGCUCAUUGGCGCACCCGCGCAGGGUGACCACGUUGGCAGAAUCUUGGCCUACGCUCCUUCGUCAAGCAACGGCGACGGUUUAGAGGCCCCAUACGGUUACGUCGGCGAGCUGGCCAAUCCCGGCCAAAUGGAUUUUGCUCGCUUCGGCAUGGCCAUGAGCACCCACCUCGACACACUCUACGUCUCAAGUUUUCAGCGCCAUCCAAACGGCACCAUGAGCGACACAGGGCACAUCCACAUUUUUUACCCUUGA